Messenger RNA from Microsporum canis CBS 113480, 924 nucleotides. RefSeq lists its product as hypothetical. Gene Ontology annotation, molecular function: zinc ion binding; DNA binding. The coding region runs from base 1 to 924 and encodes 307 amino acids. The transcript is spliced from 4 exons. The record is from RefSeq and is a predicted model, not a curated record. Lineage: Eukaryota; Fungi; Ascomycota; Eurotiomycetes; Onygenales; Arthrodermataceae.
AUGCCAACCUAUCGUAUUGAGCUUGCCAGCACCGGCAGAGCUGGUUGCAAGAAUAAAGAGUGCCAGGAGAAAAAGGAGAAGAUUCUUAAGGGGGAGCUGAGACUGGGCACAUUCGUUGAUACUGAGCAGUUCCAAAGUUGGGCGUGGAAACAUUGGGGAUGUGUGACUCCAAGGCAAAUUGCAAGUAUCCAGGAAAUCGUGGAUGAGAAUGGUGACCGUGACAUGACGCUUCUGGAUGGCUACGACGAGAUCCCAGCCGAGAGCCAGAAGAAGGUCGCAGAUGCCGUGGAGCAAGGCCAUGUUGAUGAUGAGGACUGGAGAGGAAAGGAUGAUGUCGAUGAUGAGGAGGAAAAGAAGGAUGACAAGACCAAAAAGGCAUCCAAACGGCAACAAGCCAAAAGGAAGGCUGAAGAUGAUGCCGAAGAUGAAAAGCCAGCUGCUAAAAAGGCCAAAUCCAGUUCCAAAGUGACUUCUAAGAAGUUUAAAGCGGAGAAGGCUGAACCAAAGGAAGAGGAAGAAGUUGAGGAUGAGCCGUCUGAAGGAAAGAAGAAGGCUAAGAAGGCGAAGGGCGAGAAGGAGACGAUGGGAACCAAAGAGAAGAAGGGAGCCAAAGAAGAAAAGAAAGUAGAGAAGGUGGUAGAGAAGAAGGAGAAGAAAGUGGUAGAGAAGAAGAAGAAAGAUACAGAGAAGGAGAAGAAGGUGGCAGAGAAGAAGGACAAGGACACGAAAGAGAAGAAGGAAACGAAGGAGAAGAAGGAUAAAAAAGCACCAGAGAAGAAGGAUAAGAAAGAUACAGAGAAGAAAGUGGCAGAGAAGGAGAAGAAGAAGCCAGCUGCAAAGGCAUCGAAACAGACGGCGGACAAGGACGCACCAGCCCGUCGAACAAGUGGUAGAGCUUCACGCUCGAGAACCGCAGCCAGCUAA